Molecule: messenger RNA, 2155 nt
Organism: Puccinia graminis f. sp. tritici CRL 75-36-700-3
Lineage: Eukaryota; Fungi; Basidiomycota; Pucciniomycetes; Pucciniales; Pucciniaceae
Exons: 4
Coding region: 94-1956 (620 amino acids)
Biological process (GO): anaphase-promoting complex-dependent catabolic process; positive regulation of anaphase-promoting complex-dependent catabolic process; positive regulation of ubiquitin protein ligase activity
Cellular component (GO): anaphase-promoting complex
Molecular function (GO): ubiquitin ligase activator activity; anaphase-promoting complex binding; protein binding
Source: RefSeq, a predicted model, not a curated record
ACAACAACACUUCCUUCCUCCCAUCACUCAACACUCAACCACCCAAAAACCAAAAAAAACAACAACAAACAACAAACAACAAACAAACCAACAAUGGCACCCAGUCCGAACAAACGACACACGAUCUCGACGACAGUCAACCCCUUACUAUCGAACUUCUCGAUGAUGUCCUUAGACCACCUAGCUCCGCCGACAUCCUCAACAUCAACAACGAGCGGUCGGGCCAAGAAGUCAUCAAACCCGAGUCCAUUGAAAGGAUCCAAGAGCUCGAGCUGCUUACGUCCAUCAUCCUAUCAUCAUCAACAGCAGCAACAACAACAACAACAACAACAACAAAAGUCUCAAUCCUCAACAAGUCUCGGCCAGCCGCUCUCAUCCUCCCUCCAUAAGGCCCUCUCCCGUCCGAUCAAUAGGGACGACCUCCUCGGCAGAGACCUCGUCCGUAAAGACUGGAGCUCCUCCUCUUCUUCCAACACUAGUCCUUCUAAAAAAACUACCGCCCGCAAGAAGGCAACCAGUGUCGAUCGGUACAUCACCCGGGACGUUGAUUCGUGUCAACUGGAAAGCAGUCACCCACGGGAGACGAACAGUAACGGGACGACGACUGGAUCCUCGUCUGGAGGAGGCGGAGGAAGUGGCGGAGGAAGUGGAGGGGGAGGAGGAGCAGGAGCAGGAUUGGAAUCGAGCCAUGCGUUGGAGCUCUCGACAGCCCUGGGCAUCGAUCUGAACCGGCGGAUCCUGAGCUUCGCGGCGGACGUGCCCUCCAGCUCGCGGGUCACUCGGGACCGGGGGGACGAGGCGAUUGGGAAGGAGCAGCGGGCGGCCAAGAACGGGAGCGGGAAUGGCCUCUCGAGCACGGCCUCGAACCCGCGCCGACAGGUGAGCGCGAUCCCCGAACGAGUUUUGGACGCGCCCGGGUUGAUCGACGAUUAUUAUCUGAACCUCACCGACUGGUCGGUCGACAACAUCCUCGCCAUCGCCCUGGGCGAGUCGCUCUAUCUGUGGAACGCCCAAACGGGAAAUGUCAACCAACUCUGUGGACUGGAAGAGGGCUCCUACUACGCCAGUGUCAAGUUCUCGGGCGAUGGCCAUUACCUAGCCUUAGGCACCUCCGAGGGCGCCGUGCACAUCUACGACAUCGACGAGGCCCGACUGUUACGGAAGAUGUUAGGCCGAGAAUGUCGAGUCUCGAGUCUCUCCUGGUCGGGCACGAUCCUGUCGGCGGGCGGCCAGGACGGCUCGAUCUGGAACCACGACGUCCAAGCGGCCCGACACAAGUCCUCGGAGAUGUUGGGCCAUCGCGCCGAGGUCUGUGGCCUCGCCUGGAAACCCGAGCUCGACGAUCUCGUGACCCUCAAUCCCUCCAACUCCGGCCUCCUCGCCUCCGGCGCUAACGAUAACCUCGUCAACGUCUGGGACCCCAGGAACCCCUCCGCACCGAGGAUGACCAAAAAUAACCAUCGCGCUGCCGUCAAGGCGAUUGCUUGGUGUCCCUGGCAACCCAAUAUGUUGGCUACUGGCGGCGGGACUUCCGAUAAGAUGGUCCAUUUCUGGAAUGUGAACACCUCCUCACGCCUCCAGAGUCUAGAAACGCGCUCGCAAGUGACCUCGAUCAUCUUCAACCCGUAUGCGCGCGAGUUCCUGACCACCCACGGACUGCCGGACAUGCACUUCUCGAUCCACACCUUCCCGGGCUUCCAGCUGGUCGCCGACGUCUCCAAGGCCCACGAGACUAGGAUCCUCCAUUCUUCCCUUUCUCCCGAUGGAUGUAUCGUCGUCACUGCUAGUAGCGACGAAAAUCUGAAAUUCUGGAGAGUGUUCGAAAAUAAGAGGGCCAAGGUCGGCUUGAACCCCGUGUUCGGAAAAGCUUAUCCGAAUCCGUUGGCUAGUAAAGACACUAAUCAACAGGACCAUCAUCAUCCCCAUUCUUUUAAAGGCGGAUUCGAACUCCGUUGAUCUUGCCUUCUCCUUAUUGUUUUGUUUUGUUUUGUUCUUGUUUAGUAGUUAUCGAGAGCAUUCGUUUUUUUUUGGGGGGGGGGGACUCUUUCUUUUAAUCUCGGUCACCAUUUUUUUUUGUUUUUGCUUUUUCUUUGCGGGCUUCGUCCCCCUCCGUGCUUUUUGUUAGACAACUCUCGUUGCACGGAAAUCCAUCUAC